CGGCCCGGCCCGGCCCGGCCGAGCCCCCCGGCGCGCACAGUAGGUGCUCGGAGCUCCGUAAAUCUGCGCGGCCCCGAGCCCGGGAUUCACCCGCGGCCACGUCGGAUUACCCCCCAUUCACAUCCCGUGGGUGCUCCGGGUCCCUGGACAGCGGGAGCGGUGGGAAGCCGAACCAGUCGCCUUUGGUUCUUUCUUCCGUUCCCCGCCCCCCUCCUUAAAAUAAGUGUGUUUCUCUUACAGGGGUGAAGGCAAUGGGUGACAGCGGGCAGGACUGGCUGGCUCUGAGGCCCCAGGAACCUUCUCCAUCCCAGUGCUGCGGCAGCGGCUGCAAGCCCUGCAUCUACGAUGUGUACGAGAAGGAGCUCGCACAGUGGGAGAGAGCCAAAGCAAUGCAAGACAAAAGCCUUCUCAUGGGAAAAAAGGAGCAGAGCAGUAAUUCAGAGCUGAAUCCAGAUACAUUCACCGCAUUCAGCGUGAGCUCGGUGGAGCAGCUGACAGAGGACACCUACCAGUACAAAUUUGAAUUGCCGGGAAAGAGCAGCCUGCCAUUGAGUUUAGGACAACAUAUCGUGUUAAGAGGAGAGGUGAAUGGUUUGGAGAUCCAGAGAGCCUAUACUCCAAUUAGCCCCAGGAAUGCAGAAGGUUACUUUGAAGUUCUAAUUAAAUGCUAUGAAGCUGGGCUAAUGUCACAAUACAUAAAAACGUGGAAAAGAGGAGACGUGGUCUUUUGGCGUGGGCCGUUUGGAGGGUUCCCAUAUCAGCCUAAUAAGCAUGGAGAACUCCUCAUGCUGGCCUCAGGCACCGGCCUUGCACCAAUGAUUCCCAUCCUCCAGUCCAUAACAGAUGAUGAAGAGGAUGAAACCUUUGUAACUCUUGUUGGCUGCUUCCCUACCUUUGACAGAAUUUAUUUAAAACCUCUUCUGCAGGACUUGGCUCGGUACUGGAAUAUCAGAAUAUUUUAUGUCCUAAGCCAGGAAUCUUCACUGGAAAGACUUCCUCAGAGCUAUCAGGAAAACACAUACACCGGUCGUCUCAAUGAAGACUUGAUGAAGACAAUAGUAAAUUCCUGUCGAAGAAAGCCAUUUGUAUUAAUUUGUGGCUCUUCUGCAUUCAAUGAGGAUAUGAGUAGAUACUUGAAAGCUGCAGGAAUUGAAGAAAAUUCCUGUUUUGUCUUUUAGAAGUACAUUCCUGACCUGAGGAACCUCAGGCUGAGCCUUGGAUGUCCUUAUCUCUUUGCAGACAUUGCACAAAAUGGGCCUGCUCAGAAGACUGAGCUCCUUGGAGCAACUAUUGGUUGAUCCUCACUCUAGGGUGUUUUAAGGAACAAAUGCCAUUCCAGAGUGGCUGGUACGUGGUGUGCCACCCAUACCUCAGGGACCAGCAUGGCAAUUUUAAUGGAAAUAUUCAAGUGCAAUUUUAAGAGAGAAAUUUCCUAAGGGGGUACUAGAAAGCAUCCGU
Ficedula albicollis (Collared flycatcher) is the source of this 1458-nucleotide messenger RNA. It is a transcript of the gene CYB5R5, whose product is annotated as NADH-cytochrome b5 reductase-like. Bases 252 to 1178 code for a protein of 308 amino acids. The transcript has 7 exons. Gene Ontology annotation, molecular function: oxidoreductase activity. The record is from RefSeq and is a predicted model, not a curated record. Lineage: Eukaryota; Metazoa; Chordata; Aves; Passeriformes; Muscicapidae.